AUGGGUCGGGCGUUUACGAACAGUCGUGGCGCUAAGCGGACAGAACCAGCUGGGAGGGAAAGGGGAGGGGAAUACGCGUUAGAGGAGAUUCGCUAUGCUGCAUUCACGGCUGAUGGCAGCUACGUGGCAGUGGCCACGUCAGCAGGUUUCAAGAUAUUCCGCUGUGCUGACGUGGCGCAGCCCGUGGUGAGCCACCUGGGCGUGGGCCCGAUAAAGAUCGCGGAGCUCACUCUCAUCGCGCCACGUGGCGCACCACCAUUAAUCGCAUUCGUUGGCACUGGAGACACGCCGCACCUGUCGCCUCGAGAGCUGCAUCUAGCUUCCGUCGCCCAUCCAGCUUUCCCACCUCCUCCAUCCACCUCCCCUACUUCUUUAUCUCCCUCCUCUCCCACCCUUCUCGGCACCCUCUCCUUCCUCACCAUCAUCACUGCAGUCCGUCUCAACCACUCUAGGCUGUUAGUCCUCCUCGAAUCCAGGCUAUCACUGCAUGACGUCACUCCCCAGGGAGUUGCAACCGGCUUCCCUCUGCUGCUCUCCCUCACUGUCGCUCCAAACCCCAACGGCAUCUGUGCCCUGAGCCCGCUCUCUCCUCGCCCCCUCACCCCCUGCUUCUGUGCCGUCCCUGCUGCUGCUCCUCGCCCCUCCCUCCUCUCCCUCUCCCCGCGAGCCACCUCGUCCUCCUCGUCGCCCUCAUCGGAUCAAGGCACUCUUCUCAUUGUCGACCUCGUUUCUCUCCAGGCUUCUGGCCAGAUCAAGGCUCACGACGGGCCGAUCGCAGCUGUUGAAAUCACCUCGCUGCUCCCAACCCUUCCAUCUCCUCUGCGGCAAAAUGAGCCGAAUUUUCAAGGGGACGGGGAGGGGGGAGGAGGGGAGGACGGGGAGGGGGAAGAAGGGGGAGAGUGGGGGAAUGAGAAGGGAGGAGGAGGGGGGAGGGAACUGCUGGCGUCAGCAUCUGCCAAGGGCACUGUGAUUCGAGUGCACUGCAUCCGGACAGGCAACAAGCUCUUCUCUUUCAGAAGAGGCGCCCACCCUGCUUCUAUCUUCUCCAUCUCCUUCUCCCCGCCAGGCUCUCUCCCUCGUUCUCUUGCUCUCACCAGCAGCACCGGCACUGCCCAUAUAUUUCAUCUCCCUCUCCCCUCCUCUUCCGCCUCCUCACACUCCUCCUCUCACUCCUCCCCUCACUCCUCUCAUUCUUCUCACUCCAACUUCAGUUCCUCCUCUUCCUCCUCCUCGUUCUCUGCGUCUGAUCUUUUCAAGAGCUCUGGUGGUAGAAGGCACAGCGAUGUGACUGUGCACCAUGUGACUGUAGCAGGGGAAGAGAGCAUCUGUGCCAUGGCCGUCCGCUCGACUGUUCCACAGCAGGAGCAGCAGUUUUCGCUGCAACAGCAGCAACAAGAGCACCAGCCGCAACAGCAGCAGCAGCAACAGCAGCACCAGCAGCAGCAGCAGCAACAGCAGCAGCAGCAGCAGCAGCAUAGGGG
Molecule: messenger RNA, 1481 nt
Organism: Closterium sp. NIES-65
Lineage: Eukaryota; Viridiplantae; Streptophyta; Zygnematophyceae; Desmidiales; Closteriaceae
Source: the annotation of a GenBank genome assembly